AAACUUAGACUGUAGGGAAUAUGAAAUGACUUGCUAUAAAAUAGCACAUAAUCGUUUGGGGGUUCUGUUCCUUUUAUCAUCGGGACCAAGAUUACCAAAAGAGGAACCGUUAACUGGAAUGAGCGGCUCAUAACCGUGUUUGGUUCCGUAAGUGUUUUGCUGGCGGUGCGUUCUGGGGGUUGUAGUCCUCGGUCCCGAGCCUCUCCGUAACGUUUUGCGGCCAGGGGUGGCUGGGAGAACUACAACUCCCGGAGCGCCCCGCGCCGUUGGACCCAGCCAGCCGGGGCCUGCGUCCUCCUUCUGCCACUAGUUCGAUUCCGGAGGCCCCGGAGGAAAGAAGCGGCGCUCGAAGUAGGAGGGGUGGAAUACGACAGGACAGAAGAUUCUGGUCCACAGAGAGCACUACGUCCACUUACGGGAGGUGAGUGCUGAACAAUGUCGGAAGAACCGCCUCCUCCGUAUCCUGGGGGUCCUUCUGCUCCAUUACUUGAAGAGAAAGCCAGGCAGCCACCAUCAACAGUGUAUGUGCCACCUAUUACCACUCCAUCUCAAGGAUAUUCCAUCCCACCAGAUGGUGGACCACCUCCUUAUGAGCCAAUGGCACAACCAGGAUUUGUACCUCUUCACACGCCAGCAGAAGGUGGUAUACCCAUGCCACCACAUGGUUACUAUCCAUCAGCUGGACAGUACCCACCUCCAGGCCAUUAUAUACCUCCAGGGCAUUAUCCCCCCCCUCCCGGACACUAUGCUCCUCAGAGUGGACAAACAGCGACUGUUAUAGUUCCCCCAGGCGCUGCAACAACAGUGACAGUGCUGCAAGGGGAGAUGUUUCAAGCAGCACCGGUGCAGACCAUGUGCCCUCACUGCCAGCAGACCAUCACAACCAAGAUCACCUAUGAAGUAGGCUUACUGAAUACUUUAUUCUGCCUCUUCUGCUGUUUUGUGGGGUGUGACUUAGGCUGCUGCUUAAUCCCCUGCUUAAUAGAUGAUCUGAAGGAUGUGAUGCACACUUGUCCAAACUGUAAAGCCUACAUAUAUACAUACAAGCGGGUAUGCUAACAGCAGUCCUGACCCUGCCCAAGUAGUGUUGGGAUAACCUUAAAAUGGCAAACUUAAUGUUCAAUUUUUAUUUUAAUUUACAUGUUAUAUCCAAAUGAUUGUAAUACUUGCAGCAUUGUACUGUGCUGUAAUUACAAGCAACUGUGAAUGCCUUACUUGCAGAACAUGUGAUUCAGUUGAAGAAUUUAUUUAUGUAUUAAUUCUGUGUAAACAGUAUAAAUGUCAUACCCUAGCUAACAAAUGACUUCAACUUUUAAAGUUCCCAGUACAGCAAAACCUGUGGAUAGUUGUCUUUUAAAAUGGCAUUCAGUUUUGAAUCCUGAGCCAUUUAUUCUAUAUUUGAUUAUUGUGCUGAAUGGUGUUUGGGAAGUAAGGGAAAAUAACUGGUUUAGGAUAUCUUUCAGCAAUCUGCCUUCAGGCCCUAACUGUUGCACACUGCAGUAAUAUUUUUGCGAUGCAUUCGGUUUAUUUUUCAAUAUUCAAUUUAAUAAUUCAUGUGCUAUGUAGAAAAUCAACACCGAAGUAUGUGUGUAUAUGUAAAACCCCAGGGAAAUUAAAUGUUGUUGUCUUACACUCCUGAUGCUUCUUCAUGGGAGCAUAUAUGCAUGAAUUUAUUCUGUAUUAUUUGUAUUUCUGUAAUAAUUGUAAAACUUGCAUCUUACUGAAGUAUUCUGUUUUGUUCAAAAGCUGACCCUGGUACAGGUCUCUAAAGGCCACAUUUCCAAAACUGAUAUGUAGAUUGUUGAGAAAGGUACCGAGGUGGUAAUGAGAGUAUGUUUUAGAACAGCAGUAUUUAUUUUGAUGAGAUGAAAUGUUUUGCUAAAAUAUGAAUUUCACACUUGUCAGUUGGUUGAUGCCACACUGAUGGUUUCAAACGAAGAAUCAAAAAAGUUCCGAGCUAUGACAAAUGACUUUUAUUGUGUUUAUAGUGCAAUCAUAAGUCAGUCAAAAAGUCCUUUUUAACCCAUAUAAUGGAGCUUGUACAGCAGGUAGUUUCUAAAAAUUACAAAUCCAAUGUUUAAAAGAUGAAUGAUGCAUAGCUUAUAUUUUGUGCAUCCAUGGAAGUUUUUAAUUUUUUCAGUUACAAUACAGAUAACUGUACUGGAAUCUCCUGAUAUGUUCUUUAUAGUAGCGUUUUGAAAUAUUGUACAGUGCAGAAAUCUUGGAUUAUAUAUUCAAAAUAUGUGUAAUAAAAAUGCUCUGAUGCUUGUGCAAUUUUCAGCAGCUUGCAAGUAUUGCCUUUGCUGAGAACUUAUGCAGCAUAUGUGAACUUCCACUCUGAUAUUAUUCGUACUGUACAACCUGCAUUAUGAAAUUGCAAAGAAUUGUUACAGAAUGUAUUCUGCUUUGAAAAUAAGUGAAUGCAACACAAGAAAUUUAAUGACAGGUGUAUUUAUCUUUUGAGGAGCAGAAGAAUCUACAUGUGCCGAAUCUCCAUCCAGCCUGCUUUGUUUUAAUGUGCCUAUUACUUAUGCAUCAAUUUAGUACUAAAGGUAACCAGUAUUAUUAGACAUAGCAUUUGUUGAUGGUUAGGAAAACGGAAAUUAUUUUAGAUAUUAGCAAUUUUUCAACCAAUCUUGGUCCCUCGGUUCAGAUUGCUAGUAAGUCUAACAGCAGGGGUCCAAAACAUUAUUUCCUCCUUUCUUCGAUACAACGGGAGGCAAAAGUAUUGGACAUAAGCAGCCUUUUCUAAUUCUACCUUGUAGUAAUGGUGGCAUUGUCAGAAGAAAGACUAGACACUUUCAUGACUGCUGUAAAUGCAAUAUAUCUAGUUCCCCAAUUCUAUUUUGUUAAUUGAAGUGAAUCAUUGUGAAAGGAUGCCAUGCAAGUCAUUUUCACAUGUGGACUGCAUUUUAUGGCACUUACAAAAAAAAUCUUCUGCUGUAAAAUGGAGCCUUGCUGUUGAAGACUGAUGAAGCUAAUGGCAUUUUGACAAAAAUAAGACAUUCUAAGUGGGCCUCCUCGCAUUCAGAGAACAUUUGUGAAAGCUAUCGGUUAUUAGAGGAAAAACAAAUCAUGUUUAUUUACCCCAAAAUUGCAGUUUAAUCAUCUUGAUGGAUACAAGGGCAUCAGAUCUUUUUUACUGUGCUGGAGACCACAUGGGUGGGAGAGUUAAUUAAUCAUGUUAAUUUUUCUAAUAGUUUCACAAGAAUGUUGUCUGGGUAACUGCAAAAUACUGGAUUCCUUUUAAAAAUAGGUCUACUUGGGACCAUCUACUUUUUGUGGUUAUAUAGCAAUCUAUUCCUUAAUGUGAAGCUUUUAAGUGCUUCUACACCAGAUUAUAAGUUUAGUUUAAAAAUUCCACGUAAUUAACUAUUACUUUCUAUAUAUUUAAGUACAUCUGGCAAUACAAACUACAAUUAAAGCCACAAACACAGAUGGCAAAUUGUUUUGCACUCUUUUUCUUUAAUGCCUAUCUUUUCUUUGCACACCUGCAAAGCUAACAUGAAUAAUUUACUUGCCUUUAUCAUCUUUCAUGAGGAAAUGGAGGAAGAUUCGAGUAUUGAUGAUAUAAUAAAUGCCUGACUGCAGAACUUGGGUUUAAAUAUUAACAGGGUCAUCUUGUAGUAUCUAAUCACUUUUGGUGUUUAAGUGAUACAUGGCAGUGUUGGAAACCUGUUCCAAAAGCAUUAUUUGUGCUAGUUGAAGAAAGAGGCAGUAUGUAUAAAAUGCUGAAGUUCUUGCUAGACAGAUCUGUGGCCUAAUGGUUUUUUUUUAAUAACUCAACCCAUUAUUGGUUGAGUCAGCUUAUGUUGUGUGCAAGCUAAUUAUUUAAGCAUUCUAUACAUGUACAUGUCCAUGCAUUAUCUCUUAUCUAAUGUACAAAUGGGUAUCUGCAACUUGGAAAUUAAUAAAUGUUAAUGGCACAAUUGUGUUGUGAAGCUCA
Molecule: messenger RNA, 3946 nt
Organism: Carcharodon carcharias (great white shark)
Lineage: Eukaryota; Metazoa; Chordata; Chondrichthyes; Lamniformes; Lamnidae
Gene: cdip1
Product: cell death-inducing p53 target 1
Exons: 6
Coding region: 436-1059 (207 amino acids)
Biological process (GO): intrinsic apoptotic signaling pathway in response to DNA damage by p53 class mediator; tumor necrosis factor-mediated signaling pathway
Molecular function (GO): zinc ion binding
Source: RefSeq, a predicted model, not a curated record